Molecule: messenger RNA, 764 nt
Organism: Terrapene triunguis (Three-toed box turtle)
Lineage: Eukaryota; Metazoa; Chordata; Testudines; Emydidae
Product: kielin/chordin-like protein
Exons: 2
Source: RefSeq, a predicted model, not a curated record
CCCCUGGGCUCUGCUGGGUCCCCCAGAGAGCCAGGCGGCUGCCAGGCCCAGGCUGGGAGGGUGCUGGGGGCGCUGCCCCCUGCCGGCGCUGACGGCGUCUCUGGGGCAGGUGCAGAGCGGGAACGGCACGGGCGGGCCGUGUGCCGACGGGCGGGAUGUGGAUCCCUGCAAGGAGGCCGGCUACCGUGCCCGCAAGGAGGCCAACGCCCGCUGCAAGGUGCUGAAGUCGGGGGCAUUCGAGCCCUGCCACCCCCUGGUGCCCCCGGAGCCCUUCUUCGCCGCCUGCGUCUACGACCUGUGCGCCUGCGGGGCCGGCGCCGACCAGUGCCUGUGCGACGCGCUGGAGGCCUACGCUGCCCUGUGCCGCCGGGCCGGGCUGGCUCUGCGCUGGCGCUCGCCCACGCUCUGCGCCGUCGGCUGCCCCCAGGACCGGGGCUACGUGUUCGACGAGUGCGGCCCGCCCUGCCCCAAGACGUGUUACAACAAGGACGCACCGCUGGGGGCCAUCGAGUCGCGCUGCUUCACGCCCUGCAUGCCCGGGUGCCAGUGCCCCGCCGGGCGGGUGGAGCACGAGGCCCACUGCGUCCUGCCCGAGGCCUGUCCCCAGGUCGUCUACGGCAGCCUCUGAGCCCCCCGAGCCCCUGCCCCGGGGACGCCUGCGCCAUCCACCAUGGCCCCGGGCCCGGCCACCCUCCCUGCCACAGCCCCCGGGAUGUGUGCCCUCCGCCAUGGCCCCAGGACCAGCCUCCCUCCCUCCCGCAGCC